This is a messenger RNA of Arachis duranensis, 2736 nucleotides long. Its product is annotated as GTP-binding protein BRASSINAZOLE INSENSITIVE PALE GREEN 2, chloroplastic. Gene Ontology annotation, biological process: chloroplast rRNA processing; brassinosteroid mediated signaling pathway. Lineage: Eukaryota; Viridiplantae; Streptophyta; Magnoliopsida; Fabales; Fabaceae. Gene Ontology annotation, cellular component: mitochondrion; chloroplast stroma. Gene Ontology annotation, molecular function: GTP binding. The record is from RefSeq and is a predicted model, not a curated record.
CCUGAUGCCCAGAUCAAGCCUCCAGUAGCCAGUUAGCCCUAACUCCAUCCUCCCAAUCUCAUCGAGCUCACCUCCGUCCCUCACCUCCGUUCAGCACUUCAGCCACCGCCUCUUGCCGCCGCCGUCGCGACAGGGCUCGCUCCCUUCCCCUCCAUCGCGCAGCAGCCAUUGCAAGCUUCCUCCCCUUCCAUCGCGCAGCCACCGUGGGAACGUCGAAGCCUCCGUCGCGCAGCCACGCCGCCGCCGUCCCUAGCUCUGUUGGUCACUCGGUUCGAAGGUGCUCCACCACUGCUCCUUGUCUUGGUCACUCGGUGUCUCUGUCUCCCUCUUGCAUGCUCUGUUGAAGGCGUCUUCGAGCAUCCAGGAUCGAUCCCUAUACCCUGCAGAAGUUGAUAAGCUUUUUAAUACUGCUCCAGAGAGAACUUGAACCAGUGUUCCUCUCUGCUUCGCUUCAUGCAUUGGAAGCCAUGGCGAUAUUCUUCUCUACAAUUGUAUCUCUUAAUUUUCCUGCGUGCAAGUUUUCCUUCCUCAACAACGUACCUGAUCAACCACUCAAGAGUUUGCGUCAUUUCAUAGAUAAUUCUGUUCAUACUAGAAAAGUUCCUUGCUUUAUUGCUUUUGCGGUAGACGGAAGCUCCGCUGUUCAAACAGAGAAAAGAAACACGCCAAGGAAAAAGGGUAGGAACCCGUUUUUGAGUGAGGGGAGAGAUGAGGAUGAGAGUCGUGGACCAAUUUGCCCUGGUUGUGGGGUCUUCAUGCAAGAUGAGGACCCUAACCUUCCUGGGUACUAUCAACAAAGGAAGGUGAAAAUGGAAGAUGAACUAUUAGAUGAGGAUGAUGAUGUGUUUGAUGAUAUUAAUAGAGUAAAAGAAGAAGAAAAUGAUGAUGAUGAUGUGGGGUCUCUGGAUGGCAUUGAAAAUGAACUUGGAGGAGGUAUUGAGGUAUUACCGGAUGAUUUCAAUUGGGAUUCUGACGAGUGGGAAGCUAAGUUGUUGGGUGAAGAGGAUGAUGAGGCUGAUUUAAACGGCUUUGCGCCUGCGGGGGUUGGGUAUGGUAACAUCACUGAGGAGGUCCUGGAGAGGAAGAGGAAGAAGAAGGUAUCGAAAGCUGAGAAGAAGAAGUUGGCUAGGGAGGCCCAAAAGGUGAAGGAAGAGGUUACCGUGUGCGCUAGGUGUCAUUCCUUGAGGAAUUAUGGCCAGGUGAAAAACCAGACUGCUGAGAAUUUGAUACCCGAUUUUGAUUUCGAUAGGUUGAUUUCCACUAGGUUGAUGAACCCUUCUGGCAAUGGCAGUGCUACUGUUGUUGUUAUGGUUGUGGAUUGUGUUGAUUUUGAUGGUUCUUUCGGUAAGAAACUGCCAAAGCUAGUUCUUGUGGCUACAAAGGUUGAUCUCCUUCCAUCAGAGGUUUCCCCUGCAAGGUUAGAUAGAUGGGUUAGACACCGAGCAAGUGCUGCAGGAGCACCUAAACUAAGUGCAGUUUAUCUUGUAAGUUCUCGAAAGGAUUUAGGUGUAAGGAAUCUGUUGUCCUUCAUAAAGGACUUGGCAGGUCCUCGUGGGAAUGUGUGGGUGAUUGGGUCUCAGAAUGCGGGGAAGUCUACUCUAAUCAAUGCAUUUUCAAAGAAACACGGAGCUAAAGCUACAAAGCUCACAGAAGCUCCGAUUCCUGGGACAACACUUGGGAUCUUGAGAAUUGGAGGAAUUUUGUCCGCUAAGACUAAGAUGUUUGACACUCCAGGGCUCCUGCAUCCCUAUUUAAUGUCGAUGAGACUGAACAGAGAAGAGCAAAAGAUGGUUGAGAUACGGAAGGAACUUCGACCUCGAUCAUAUAGAAUCAAGGCAAGGCAGGCAGUGCACAUUGGUGGCUUGACAAGAAUUGACCUUAUUGAAGCCUCUGUUGAAACAAUAUAUGUGACCGUUUGGGCAUCACCAAAUGUUUCUCUUCACAUGGGAAAAGUAGAAAAUGCUGAAGAGGUUUGGAGAAAUCAUGUUGGUGUCAGGUUGCAGCCUCCCAUUGGCAGUGAACACGCUGCCGAAUUAGGCACGUGGCAAGAAAUGGAAAUUAAGGUGUCUGGAACUAGUUGGGAGGUCAACAACGUUGAUGUAGCCAUAGCUGGCUUAGGUUGGUACUCUCUCUGUCUCAAAGGUGAAGCAACCAUGAAACUGUGGACCUUUGAUGGUGUUGAAGUAACCUUGAGAGAGCCAUUGGUCCUUGACCGGGCCCGGUCCCUCGAAAAACCUGGUUUUUGGUUACCAAGAGCCAUCUCUGAUGCUAUUGGCAACCAAACCAAACUUGAAGCUCAAAAAAGAGAAAAACUUGACGACCAAGAUACAGAUUUUGUGGGGGCAGGUGCAGAGCUAUCAGCUUGAGCAGAACAUUUUAAUUGUUUUGCAAGAGUGCUUUCAGUUGAAAAUAGAAGUGUAACUGAACUUGACGUGUUGCAGAGGCAAUAGCAUGUUUUCAGCAAUAGAGAUAAAUGCAACGCUUCUUGUUUAAGUGUCACAUUCGUGGAUUAUGUAGUUUUGUUAGAUGAGUCGUUGUACAUGAAUAGUGAUGAUAUCUGCAUUUUUGUGAGGUAUUACUUCAAAUUUUGUGCAAUAGAGAACGGAGAAUGAGCUUAGUAAUGUCUAUGUUUAUUCUUGGCCAAUUGAUGUAAACUGAAUUGAAAAAAUAUUAUUAUAAGUUAUUCUUAUAUACAAAAUUACAAAUUUUGUUGAGUUAGGCAUUCAACAACUUGCA